AUGAACCCUCCCUCUAUGAAGGUACCCUGGGCCGCCGUGACGCUGUUGCUGCUGCUGUUGCUGCCGCCCGCGCUGCUGUCGCCCGGGGCGGCCGCGCAGCCCCUGCCCGACUGCUGCCGCCAGAAGACGUGUUCCUGCCGCCUCUACGAGCUGCUGCACGGCGCGGGCAACCAUGCGGCGGGUAUCCUCACGCUGGGCAAGCGGCGGCCCGGGCCCCCCGGCCUCCAGGGCCGGCUGCAGCGCCUCCUGCAGGCCAGCGGCAAUCAUGCGGCCGGCAUCCUGACCAUGGGCCGCCGCGCAGGCGCAGAGCCAGCGCCGCGCCCGUGCCCGGGGCGCCGCUGUUCCGCAGCCGCUGCCGCCCCGUCUGCAGCGCCUGGAGGGCGGUCCGGGGUCUGAGCCCCUGAUCGUGCCCUGUCCUGGCCCUGCCCUUUCCUCGUUGCCCGCCGGGUGGCAGCCCCCAAAAAGGGCAAUAAAGACGAGUCUCUAAGUGUG
Messenger RNA from Enhydra lutris kenyoni (northern sea otter), 492 nucleotides. It is a transcript of the gene HCRT, whose product is annotated as hypocretin neuropeptide precursor. Bases 1 to 396 code for a protein of 131 amino acids. The record is from RefSeq and is a predicted model, not a curated record. Lineage: Eukaryota; Metazoa; Chordata; Mammalia; Carnivora; Mustelidae. Gene Ontology annotation, biological process: neuropeptide signaling pathway; feeding behavior. The transcript is spliced from 2 exons.